CGCCCCACAAGCGCGGCCCUCCGGCCUUUUCCCCGGCCCUGCACGCCGCUCGGACCCUCUAGUCCCCCGCUAGACCCUGCCCGUGAUUGCAGGCUUCUAGACGCGGAGACUCCGCCCCGCGCGCGCUCUCGAGUAGCCAUGGCUCCACUCCGCUUCUCGGCCAACGUGUCGUGGUUGUUCCCGGAGCUCUCGGGCUUUCCCGCGCGGCUCCGGGCCGCGGGCAGUUCGGGCUUCGAAGCGGCCGAGAUCGGCUGGCCGUAUGCGGAGCCGCCGGAGGCGCUGGCGCGCGCGGCGCGGGAAGCCGGGCUACAAGUCGUGCUAAUCAACAUGCCCCCGGGAGACAGAGAGAAGGGGGAGAAUGGGCUGGGGGCUGUUCCCGGGAGGCAGGCGGCCUUCCGAGAAGGGCUGGAGCAGGCGGUGCUGUACGCUAAGGCUCUGGGCUGUUCCAGGAUUCACCUGAUGGCUGGCCGAGUGCCCAAGGGGGCUGACAGAGCCGCGGUCAGGGGUGAAAUGGAGACAGUUUUCCUGGAGAACCUCAGGCACGCAGCUGAGGUUUUGGCUCAGGAGAACCUCGUGGGACUGCUGGAGCCCGUAAACACCCGCAUCACGGAUCCCCGGUACUUCCUGGACACGCCCCAGCAGGCGGCAGCCAUCUUACAGAAGGUGGGAAGACCCAACCUCCAGCUACAGAUGGACUUAUUCCACUGGCAGAUCAUGGACGGGAACCUGACGGGGAACGUGCGUGAGUUCCUGCCCAUUGUUGGGCACGUGCAGGUGGCACAGGUCCCGGAUCGGGGGGAACCCGACAGCCCCGGAGAGCUCAACUUCUCGUAUCUGUUCCAACUGCUGGAAGAUGAAGGAUACACAGGCUUCGUGGGCUGCGAGUACCAGCCUCGAGGUGAGGGUGGGCUGAGCCUGGCCCCUGGAGGGACAGUGUCGGACAGGGGCUGUCUUCCUCCUCAUGGGCUGAGAUGCCUCGCGCCCUGCUCCCCUCAGGAGACACAGUAGAGGGCCUGAGUUGGCUGCGUUCAUACUGGGAGAUGAGGGGCCGCCUGCAGGCUGGCCAGUGAGGUCCUGCGCUCCAGCCACACGCCUCUGGGACGGUGAGCAGCGCCACUGAGUCUCCUAAUAAAGACAACCCGCUGAACGUU
Molecule: messenger RNA, 1151 nt
Organism: Odocoileus virginianus texanus
Lineage: Eukaryota; Metazoa; Chordata; Mammalia; Artiodactyla; Cervidae
Source: RefSeq, a predicted model, not a curated record